Molecule: messenger RNA, 3253 nt
Organism: Camarhynchus parvulus
Lineage: Eukaryota; Metazoa; Chordata; Aves; Passeriformes; Thraupidae
Product: protein cordon-bleu-like
Exons: 4
Coding region: 78-1895 (605 amino acids)
Biological process (GO): actin filament polymerization; actin filament network formation
Cellular component (GO): dendritic growth cone; axonal growth cone; terminal web
Molecular function (GO): actin monomer binding
Source: RefSeq, a predicted model, not a curated record
GACAAGCUAAAUCCAGUUAAUGAAUGUAGUAGCAGGGAGAGAUCUCUGAAAAAAAGUAAAUCAGAGUUAGAAAUCAAAUGGCCACCAGCAAAAAAACAGAAGUAGAAGUCCCAUCAACACCCGCAUGGUGUCAUCGUGCCCAGAAUUCAGGAUCAAGCUACGAACCUAAAAUGGGCAUGACAACAUUUAAAGUUGUCCCUCCCAAACCAGAAGUAAGACAUUUUGAUAGAGGAGUUUCAGUCUCCACUGGUGCCAUUAAGAUAGAUGAACUGGGCAAUCUUAUAGGCCCAAACACCAGUGUUAGUAAGCUUGUACAAGGUUUUUCUUCUGAUGAAAGUGAGGAAAUUCAUAUUGGAAGAGUGAAGGCAUUCUGGAGGUCAAGUUCUAUGGAAAAGCAAAGUGAUGACUCUGCUGAGCAUUUUCCUAAAAAGUCAAUAGUCACCGCAAAUUCUAAGCCCUUUACUAUAAAACAUGAACACAAACCUGUCUGUCUUUCAGCUCCAAAACCUGCAGCACCAUUAACUGUUACUACCCAGGUAGCUGAAAGACAAUCUGAGAAUGAGAGGACCAAACCAGCUCUUUCAGUUACCCAGACCCAGGUAACACAAUUAGCAGCCCCAGCUGUUAGUAAGGACAAGCUGGAACUCCCGUUCGUAAAGCCACACAGGAGAACUUCAAGUCAGUAUGUUGCCUCUGCCAUUGCAAGACACAUCAAUGCAACUACCUUUAAAUCUGACACUAUGGAAUAUAAUGAGAAAGAUGAAAACAAGCAAGGGGCAGGAGAGGUUAAAAAUGAAGUGGAAGUUUCACCAAAAAGAUGUAUUAUUGUGGCCAAAUAUAGCCCUGUGGAAACAGAGUCAUCAGAAACAAGAGAAACCCUUUCAAGUAUUUUUGCUUGCAGUCAGAAAGCAUCCCACAGGUUUACACCUGGUGAUAAUUCUGGCAUGGAAAACAAAGUAGUUAAUAUCAGGGCACCAAAUCAAGCAACUCCUGUGAGUUUCUAUAAAAAGAAUGCCAGUGUCCCACUUACUAAAUCCUCUUCAAAGGAUAACAACAGUGCAGAAGAUGAUCAUGGUUUAAACAGCAAGCAAAGUGUAGCAGAGAAAAAGACUGUGUUUGACCAGAAGUGUGAGACUUUGACCCAUACUAAUUCAACCUCAUCCCUCAAGUCUCCUGAUCUUCAAGGAGUCCCAUCCUCUUUCAGCUCAUCUUCACGAGCCACUAAAUGGCGUCCCACUAAUGGUGUACAAGUUAGUUCACUUAAAGCUUCACCUGCGCUAAAUGGUGCAGCAGCAAAUGCAGAGUCAGAACAGGAGGAGAAACCUGAUGAUUCAGAUGUUAAUACUGUUGGUGAACUGGAUGUUAAUGUGCAGACCAAUAUUUUCGGACCAAAGAAGAAGUUCAAACCUGUCAUCCAAAAGCCAGUUCCAAAGGACACAUCAUUGCACAGUGCCCUAAUGGAAGCCAUUCAAACAGCUGGGGGAAAGGAGAAACUCAGAAAGGUUUCAAAUGGUGCGUUAAAUGGCAAUCACGGGAAACCCUCAUACACUGAGCCAGAGAAUGAGCGCUCAGCCCUACUAGCAGCAAUUAGAGGCCACAGUGGCACCUCAAAGCUAAAAAAGAUCUCCUCAUUGGCCUCCCAAGAGCUGCAGCGUUUUAGGGACGCAGAACGGUCCUUGCAGAAGGCAGAAGACCUUCAGGAAGAGCAGCUGUGUAUCCCACCUGCCCCUGCCCAGCCACCACCACCACCACCUCCCAUGCAGCUGUCAGCAGCCACUCCUAAAUCCUCUGCCACAGCUUCAGGUAAUCCAAUGGAAGCAAGACAAGCCCUGUUGGAGGCCAUUCGCUCUGGUGCUGGAGCAGCAAAGUUAAGAAAGGUCCCUCUGCUCGUUUGAAUCAUGUAAAAAGAAUAGGUAACUGGAAAAUCUAACCCCGUAUGCACCCAUAAUCAUCAUUCAAAGUCUGAAGUGGCAAAAAACAUCAAGAAGUUUAGUUUAUUCUCUUGACUACAAGCCAAAAUAAGUUGUAGUUAAUUUUCUGUGUGUUCCUGCAUAAUGGUUCUAAGGGGAAAAUAUGUUGCUCUGCUGUAAAGCUUCUGUGCCAAGGAAUUGUGUUUUGCCUCUGAAUAUUUAAGGUUGCCAAUAAACUAUUCUUGUUGGCAGGUUAAUAAGAAUAUAAACACUGUGCAGUCCUGUGUUAAUACUUAAUUGUGUUUAUGGGCAAAACUAAAAACUUUGCUAGCUAUCUGAAAAGUAAUACUCAUUUCCAGCUGUUAAAAUAUAUAACUAUUUCAAACUAUUCACUUGCUUCUUUUUUGAUUUCAAGAAGGGCUGUAAGUGAUUAGGGUGAAAACCAGAGUAAAGAUCUAUAAAAAACAAUCACAAGAAAAAAGUUAUGAUACCUAAAUUGUCAUGUGUUGGGGUCACUGGUUUUUAAAAUUAAAUUAACUUUGUAUCUCUGCUGGAGCUCUGAGAAAGCAGGCAAUCAAUAAUGAAUGUGAGACAGUGUCUAUUGAAAAGUUACUUAUGGGGUAUGAUGUAUAGAAUGCUAAUGUGCAGAGAUAUGCUGAACCCUGGUAACAAACAUGGAACUUCAAAAAUAUUGAGCCACCUUAAAGGAUCUCUAUUUGCAACAGACUGUGAAGGUUAUAAAUAUGAUUCAGAGUAUAGAGGUCGAAGAUGUAGAAUUCAUUCUGCACUGUGAAAUGAAGCGGAGCUGGUUUAUGUCAGUAACCAGAACUUUUGUGGUCUAUUGUUCAGGUCAUGCAUAAGUUGGCCCUUGGUUUCUAAUGCAUAUGGCUGUUGUAUGUUGUCUCACAAGUAUUUAUAGCAGCAUCUUUUUCAAAUGUUAACUACUUUGGUAGUUGUUGUUGUACAUAUUUUGAAAAUAUUUCGUUAAAUUGAUUAACUUAAAAAGGACAAAUGAAAAUGCUUUUUCACAUUUCCUAUAUUGUAAUGAAACUGAAGAAGAUGAAGUUUGUACAUUUACAUUUUUAUAAUCACAGACUACAGCAGUGGCAGAUUUUUUCUUUAAGCUGGAAUUUAAAAUGUAUAGCUAUGGACUAUUGAAAGCACGAGAAUAUUUAGCCAUCUGCAUUUAAUGUGACUAUAUAUUAUAUAUUAUAAAAUAUUGAUAUCUGUUAGUGCCACAAAUAAAAAUGAAAUCAAAACCUGACAUGACUUUAAAGGCUCCUUUUUUUGUUAAAUAUUUGCCAUUUACUGAAAGAAAUUAGACCUAGAAAUGGAGUUUAGCA